This is a messenger RNA of Temnothorax curvispinosus, 3273 nucleotides long. RefSeq names its product lysophosphatidylcholine acyltransferase (gene LPCAT). The coding region runs from base 789 to 2102 and encodes 437 amino acids. The transcript has 10 exons. The record is from RefSeq and is a predicted model, not a curated record. Lineage: Eukaryota; Metazoa; Arthropoda; Insecta; Hymenoptera; Formicidae. Gene Ontology annotation, molecular function: calcium ion binding.
GUCAUGUGUUGGUGAAUUAAACUGAUUAAUAAGAGAGAAGUCGCUAUAUUUUUUUCAAAUCAAGGCCGAUUUAAAAAUGAAGUAAAUCACAGUAGUCGAUCAACGUCGGCGAAACUGCGAGAGAAAACCGCUGAUUUUAAGGCCAAAUUGCAAUAUAAUCAGUUUUAAUUUAGAUUCACGACCUCUCUUCUUGUGGGAAUGACCGAUCUCCGCUUGAUAUUACAAACUCGCUAUCUAAUCAUUAACUUUAUUGUACAUUAUAUUCUACGCGUAUAUGGUGGAUGGGAUUUAUUUUUCAGUAACUAACUCCGACAGUUUUAACAAUUGUUGCUAACGUGGUUUUUAUACAAUAUAUGUGUUUAAUUUUAUUUAACAGGUAACUUAAUCGCGAUUAAACCGAAAGGCACUAACUAAGGAUUUUAAUAAAUUAAUUGAAUAACACUUGUUGACUCCCUGAUGCAUUACGAAGUAUCCGUAUUUGUUAAAUUUUAAUUUACAUUGCGCAUAAUGUUAUUUAAAAGCUAUAGAUCAAGUUAUAAAUAUGUAGAAAUAAAUUUGAAUAUCGAUACGCGUACUGCAUUAGAGAGAGACGAAAAGGAAGUGCGCAGGAGGCACGUGUACAUUGUAUACAAUUUAAAUUCUGCGAAGCGCACUAACGAUCAUCGAAACUUGGGUUACUAAUCGAACGCUUUCACCGUCUUUUUGUCCCUUUUCUUUCCGUCGCUCAAUCGCAUAGAAAGUUCAUCGGACGUACUCGCUUGUAAACGCAUUUCGCUCUUUCGUAGUAUAUGAUUCGAGUAUCAGCCGAUACACUCGGCUGUCGCGAUAUCCCGCGUUCUCUCCGUGAUGAUACUAUCAAGUCGUGGACACGUCUUCCUCGAAAAUUAGUACCAUGGAUAUGUUUCGUGGGCCGACUCACUUACCAGGCCGGCGGGAUGAAAAUCGUGGUCCGAGGGAAACAGGCUUCCAGAUCGGAAGCUCCGAUUCUGGUCCUCGCGCCACACUCGACCUUUAUCGACGGCGGCAUCGUUUACGUCACCGGAUUCCCUUCGAUCAUCGUCAGACGAGAGUCGGGAUUGAAUCCGUUUAUCGGAAAACUUAUCAACUAUACGCAGCCGGUCUAUGUAUGGAGGGAAGAUCCGAAUUCCCGCCAGAAUACUAUCAAGGAGAUCAUUGAGAGGACUACUUCCAAGGAGGAUUGGCCACAGGUUAUGAUAUUUCCCGAAGGAACUUGUACAAACCGGUCGUGCUUGAUUACGUUCAAAUCGGGUGCCUUUUAUCCCGGUGUGCCGGUGCAACCUGUGUGCAUCAGGUAUCCCAACAAAUUGGACACGGUAACGUGGACAUGGGAAGGCCCUGGCGCAUUGAAAUUGCUAUGGUUGACGUUAACGCAGUUAAACAGUAGUUGCGAGAUAGAAUUUCUACCUGUCUAUAAUCCGAGCGAGGCGGAAAAACUGGAUCCCAAGCUGUACGCAAACAAUGUACGACGUCUUAUGGCAGAAGCGUUGAAAAUUCCCGUUUCGGAUUACACAUACGAUGAUUGCCGGAUCAUUAGAAAGGCCCAUCAGCUACAUCUUCCGCAUGCGUCCAAUAUUGUAAAAAGCCAUAAACUUCGGUACAAAUUAGGUUUAGUGGCAUCGAAAACUGAAGAAGAACUCGUCCAGAAGAAGACGACGAACUUUGGCGAUGUAAAUCUGCAAGAGUUCGCGCAGAUCCUUAGAUUGGACGACAAGGAUCCAACUACUCAACAACUGUUUCGCAUUCACGACAAGUACGGACAGGGAAAGAUCGACCUUGAAGAAUAUAUCUUCACCGUGUUGGCGACGGCGAAUGCGUCUUCGGAACUAGACAAGGUCGAGAUUGCAUUCGACAUAUGCGGCUCGAAAGCAGCGUUGUGUUUAACCCAGUCGGAACUCAGAAAAGCCUUGAGGUUAUCGAUACGCAUGCAACCGGAGGAAUCCGACAGUAUCUUUCAGCUCGCCAAAAGUGACGAGAGCGCUUGCACAGUGACCUUUGACGAUGUUAUGACGCAACUGUCGAAUCGAACGGAGUACGCACAUUUAUUCGCCGCGAAUAACGAAAGCUCCAAGAAGGCCAUUUGAAAGUGUCUUUUAGAGCCCGAUGUUUCUUCUAGAGAACAUCGAGGUAGACCUUUCCUUAGCCCUAUCUGCUCCACUCCUGUAUAAAACCGUAUCCAAGGUGCUUCGAGGGUUUAAUUUUAAAGCAAAACUAAUUUGUCGUCUACGGAAGUUGCAGUUGCAUGUAAGCGGCAAUUUAGACAGCUAGCUCACGUCUUUCCUAUAAUCUUGUAAAUUAGAAGAAGUCGAGAAUUUAGUAACUUAGAAUUUUAGAAACCUAAAAUUCUAAAAUUCGAGCAUUCUAAAUGAUUAUAGAUUGAUAAUUCGUGAGUAAUUUAGCUAUGAAAGUCCUAGAAUCCGUGGAUAUGAAAACUCAAAGAUACGCGACGUAUCCUAGACUCCGAAAAUUUAAAGAUUCGAGGAUUCUACAAUUUAGAGGUCGAAGAUAUCGAAACUUGAAGAUCGAGAGUUUUUGGAAAAUGGAAAGCCUGGAUCUGAAGAAGCAACCGUCUUAGUAAUUGUACAUUUAAGGAUAAAUUAGAAUAUGGAGAUUCGAGGAUCCUAUGAGGCUUAUUUCCAAGAUCUACGAUUGGCAAAAUCCGAAAAAGGCAACCGAUUCUUGCACUUUUUGAUGUACAGUACAUAUUAUAUACAGUGAUCCGGUCAUUAAGCUUCUUGCUAACUCUAAGGGAUCUAAGUAUCCGUGAUGUAGGGCUUGGACGCGCAUUUAGAGGAAAAGGAGGGCAGGUAAUGACAUAAUUUAUUUUUCGACCCUGUGGUCCGACACCGCGAUAUUCGAUGCACAUGUACAGAUAUGCGAUCAUGCACGAAAAUAUACAUAUGCGCUAAAUUGUGUACAUACUUGUUGCACACCAUGAACCGGCAUGUAUGUAAACACAUACAUACCAAUAUGUAUAAGAAUAGACGAAGAGAUUGUGCGAAUCGAUCGUAUAUGCCGUCUGCGUAUGCGCGCGCAAGUGCAUUCAUGUGUGUACGUAUGUAUGUAUAUAGAAAGAAGAUAUGUGUAUGUGUGUAUAGUCAGAUUACCCACUUUGUAAUAUCUGUAUAUGAACAAGAUGGCCAAAGUUUAACAGUGCGCACUGUUAGCGGUCAUUCUGAGUUAAAAACAGAUAUAUUGAGUUAUAGAACAUUUUACUACACAUAUGUUGAAAUAACAGUAUUUAUUGAACCGAAA